AUGUCGUCUGCUGGUCUCGCCGACCUCACCGCCGAGGUCGCCAACCUCCGCCAGCAGCUCGAGCUAGCUAAGCACGCCGAGACUCCCAGCGAGGAGAUCUUCGUCGGCGCUUACCUCCUGGAGCGUCUCGCGCAACUUGGCGUCACGUCGCUCUUCGGUGUACCUGGCGACUUCAACCUCGGUUUCCUCGACCUCGUCGAGGACCACGAAAAGAUUGACUGGAUCGGCAACUGUAACGAGCUGAACGCCGCAUACGCGGCCGACGGCUAUGCUCGCGUCAAGGAGCACAGUAUCGGUGCCCUCCUCACCACAUUCGGUGUCGGUGAGCUCAGCGCAGUGAACGGCAUCGCCGGAGCCUUCUCCGAGAUGGUGCCCGUUGUGCACAUUGUCGGUGUCCCCAGCACUGACCAGCAGAAGAACAAGCCGAUGCUUCACCACACUCUCGGCGACGGCCGUUAUACGGCCUAUCUCGAGGCAUACAAACAGUUCACUGUCGCUCAUGCGAGUUUGAACAACGCCAAGGCUGCCCCUGCGGAGAUCGACCGAGUUCUUGAGGAGUGCAUCAUCCAGGGUCGCCCGACAUACAUCAUGCUCCCCACCGAUAUUGCUUACGCGAAAACCUCGUCUUCGCGUCUGAAAGUCCCGCUGAAGACCCUCCCGCCCCCUAACGUGGAGGAAGUCGAGGAGUUUGUGCUUGACGAGAUCGUCAAGCAAGUCCACGCCGUGGAGGACGAGGUCAUCAUCCUCGUCGAUGCCUGCUCUAUCAGGCACCACGUCCGCGAAGAGCUCGCGGAGCUGUUGGAGUCGACCAAGUUCCCCGUGUACUCGGCGCCCAUGGGCAAGACCGCCGUGGCUGAGAGCAGCGCCCGUUACGGUGGUAUCUACGUUGGCACCAUCUCGCGCCCUGAGGUGAAGGAGAAGGUCGAGAAUGCCAAGCUCAUCCUCUCCAUCGGCGGGCUCAAGUCCGACUUCAACACCGGCAACUUCUCCUACCAAAUUCCCACCACCCGCACCAUCGAGCUCCACUCCGACCAUACCAAGAUCCAGUUCGCGACUUACCCGGGUCUCGGCAUGAAGUCGCUCAUCCCGAAACUCACCAAGCGCCUCGCGCGGUUCAAGGAGUCCGCCAAGGAGAUCGCCGUGCCCAAGUUCGAGCUGCCCGUGCCGCAAGAGGCUGACGAUGUCAUCUCCCACGCCUGGUUAUGGCCCACCGUCGGCACCUUCUUCAAGCCCAAGGACGUCAUCGUCGCCGAGACGGGAACGUCCAGCUUCGGUAUCCUCGACGUGCCGCUGCCCGACAACUCCAUCUUCGUCAGCCAGAUCCUGUGGGGAUCUAUCGGUUGGACGGUCGGCAGCACGCUCGGUGCCGCCCUCGCUGCCCGCGAUCUUGGCCUUGGCAGGACGAUCCUGUUUAUUGGUGAUGGUUCAAUGCAACUGACCGUCCAGGAGCUAUCGACGAUGAUCCGCCACAAGCUCAACCCGAUCAUCUUCCUUCUCAACAACAGCGGCUACACCAUCGAGCGAUACCUGCACGGCAAGUACCGCAAAUACAACGACAUCGUCAACUGGAAGUGGACCAAGUUGCUCGACACGCUCGGCGGCGAGGACGGCAAGACGGCCAAGUCGUACACCGUCCACAACAAACAGGAGCUCAACGCGCUCCUCACCAACCCCGAGUUCGCGGCCGCAUCACUGCCCCAGCUGGUGGAGGUGAUGAUGCCGCAGCACGAUGCGCCGCGUGCUCUCAAGGUCCAGGCAGAGCUCAGCGGCAAGACGAACAAAUACGUCGCCGAUGUCGUUGACAAGGUUGCGCCGGCGUCGUAA
Molecule: messenger RNA, 1824 nt
Organism: Punctularia strigosozonata HHB-11173 SS5
Lineage: Eukaryota; Fungi; Basidiomycota; Agaricomycetes; Corticiales; Punctulariaceae
Product: pyruvate decarboxylase
Exons: 8
Coding region: 1-1824 (607 amino acids)
Molecular function (GO): magnesium ion binding; carboxy-lyase activity; thiamine pyrophosphate binding
Source: RefSeq, a predicted model, not a curated record